Molecule: messenger RNA, 2166 nt
Organism: Papaver somniferum (opium poppy)
Lineage: Eukaryota; Viridiplantae; Streptophyta; Magnoliopsida; Ranunculales; Papaveraceae
Product: beta-fructofuranosidase, insoluble isoenzyme CWINV1-like
Exons: 6
Coding region: 111-1868 (585 amino acids)
Biological process (GO): carbohydrate metabolic process
Molecular function (GO): hydrolase activity, hydrolyzing O-glycosyl compounds
Source: RefSeq, a predicted model, not a curated record
CUUUCUUAGCUGCCAAUAAUUUAUUAUCAUGUGCUUACUUCCAAAAUAAAUGGAUAAAUACCCACGUCUUCGUUUCUCAUUUCACCACAAAAAUAGUUUGAGAUACACAUAUGGCCAUGAAUACUGUCCCAUGGUUGAUCGGAUUGUGUUGUUCAGUUAUCCUUAGUCAUGGAGUUCAAGCUUCUCAUCAUCUAUACAGAAACUUUCAAUCUCUUCAAUCUAAUGGUACCCCCAUAUAUCAGCCUUACCGAACUGGUUAUCAUUUCCAACCUGCUAAAAAUUGGAUGAAUGAUCCUAAUGCGCCUAUGAUUUACAAUGGAAUAUACCAUCUAUUCUAUCAAUGGAGCACUUCCGGUGCAGUUUGGGGUGACAUAGUGUGGGCUCAUGCGACAUCCACCGAUCUCGUAAACUGGAAUCACCAUAAAAUCGCGAUGGUCCCAUCGGAACCAUUUGAUAUCGAAGGUGUUUGGUCAGGCUCAGCAACAUUUAUACAAGGAAAGCCGAUUAUUCAAUACACGGGAAUUAUUAAGUCGAAUCAAUGGAACUACCAAGUUCAGGACAUGGCAGUGCCGAAGGACUUAUCUGAUCCUUACCUCGUAGAGUGGAAUAAACCAAUUGAAUACAAUCCAGUAAUUAAACCCACUGACGGUAUCAAUGCUAGUGCUUUCAGAGAUCCGACUACUGGUUGGAAGGGUCCUGACGGAAUCUGGAGAACGACAAUAGGAAGCAAAGUGGGCAACAAUGGAGUAUCAUUUUUAUUUCGAAGUAGUGAUUUUAUUCAUUGGACUAAAGCAGAACAACCUCUACAUUGGGCGAAGGACACCGGAAUGUGGGAAUGCCCAGAUUUCUUUCCCGUGGCUGUUGAUGAUAAAGAGGGUCUGGAUACUUCAGUUCUCGGUCCUAGUGUUAAACACGUGUUCAAGGUGAGCUUGGAUGAUACCAAGCAUGACUACUAUACUAUUGGAACUUACAACCCUGAAACGGAUAAGUAUACUCCUGACGAAGGAUCCAUCGAUAAUGAUUCUGGUUUGAGGUUUGAUUACGGAAAAUUUUACGCUUCGAAAACAUUCUUUGAUCAUGGAAAGAAAAGGAGAGUACUGUGGGGUUGGGCAAAUGAAUCUAGUAGUGUAGCUGAUGAUGUCAAGAAAGGUUGGGCGGGAUUGCAGGCAGUUCCUCGAACAGUAUGGCUUGAGGAAAAUGGUAAGCAAUUGAAACAAUGGCCUGUUGAAGAAAUAGAGCAACUCCGCACCAAACGAGUUUCUUUACGAAGUCAAGUUCUUAAAGGGGGUUCAGUAUUAGAAGUUCCUGGUCUAACAGCUUCACAGGCAGAUGUAGAUGUUAAAUUUAAACUGCCGAAGCUGAAAGAUGUAGAAAUCAUGGACCCUAGUUGGGUUAACCCACAACUACUUUGUAGUUCAAAGCCAGCAUCAGUGCAAGGGAAAUCAGGACCAUUUGGCUUGCUGGCUUUGGCUUCUAAGAACCUAGAAGAACAGACAGCUAUUUUCUUCAGAGUAUUUAACCAUCAAAACAAAUAUGUUGUGCUCAUGUGUAGUGAUCAGAGCAGGUCAUCUUUGGAAGAAAGUAACGACAAAACCACAUAUGGAGCUUUUAUUGAUGUUGAUCCUCAUCAUGAUCAGACGCUAUCUCUAAGGAGCUUGAUUGAUCAUUCAGUAGUGGAGAGUUAUGGUGUUGACGGCAAAGCUGUUAUAUUAGCUAGAGUAUAUCCAACACUAGCUACUGACAGAGAAGCUCACCUUUACGUAUUCAACAACGGAACUGGAAAUGUAAAGAUGUCUAGUCUUAAGGCAUGGAGUAUGAAGAAAGCUGAAAUCAAGUAUCUAAAAGAUUUGAAGCAUUCAGAUAGCUAAUUUCUAAAGACAUUGGAUCUCAGAUUUUCACACAUUUACAGAGUGGGGAAUUUAUCUGAAGAUGUGUUGGUUAAGUAUAUAUGGGGAUAUUAUUACCGAGACUCAUUUGCGGUGUUCUCCAGCUUCUAUUAUUCAUGCUGUAAUGAGUGAGAAAAUGAUAUUUUUCCGACUUAUUGUUUUGUUAACAGCCUGGAGGUUUGGUUUUAUGUCUCCCUCCUUUCUGUUUUUGAUUUUCAUUGAUAAAUAAAACUACCCUGUCUCGGGUUUGUCUAACAAAUAGUCCAAGGCAGAUCCUCCA